This is a messenger RNA of Gadus macrocephalus (Pacific cod), 4046 nucleotides long. Its product is annotated as zinc finger protein 768-like. Lineage: Eukaryota; Metazoa; Chordata; Actinopteri; Gadiformes; Gadidae. Gene Ontology annotation, biological process: negative regulation of transcription by RNA polymerase II. The transcript has 9 exons. The record is from RefSeq and is a predicted model, not a curated record. Gene Ontology annotation, molecular function: DNA-binding transcription repressor activity, RNA polymerase II-specific. Bases 1279 to 3879 code for a protein of 866 amino acids.
AAGAGACACACACACACACACACACACACACACACACACACACACACACACACACACACACACACACACACACACACACACACACACACACACACACACACACACACACACACACACACACACACACUCACACACAAUUUUUCCACCGUACUUUCUGUGAAAACUCUUGAAGACGUUGGUCAUCCACUUGUAAUCCCAUUGUGAUCCGGCGUGUAAUCCCAGUAGGAUCCGCAGGGGGCGCUGGUGUAAUCUGAACGCAUGGAGGGAAUAUAUCGGUCCUCCGGCUGAGGAAGAGGAAGUUCACAGGAAGUGACGUGUAUUAGUCCGGUGUGUUUCUGUAGCCACAGAAUAUCAACUUCAGGAUUUAUAAACCCUUGAUUAGUGACGUGUGUGUUGAGAUAUAAACGGACGAAUGUUAACCGGGAGAUUAAAGAAUGUUAACGAGCGGCGUUAGUUUGGUCUGUUUGCUCAUGCCACCAGUUAGCUUGUAGCUAACCUGCUCCGAGGGCAUCGAACCCGCGACCCCCUGAGCCCCGGCAUGGGACCUGAUCUGGGAACAGAGGCCCUCCCCCUGCCCUCGCUGCGCCUGCUGGUGUCCCCCCUGCAGCUGAGCGUGGCGGUGAUGUGGCGGGUGCUCCACCGGCUGGAGGUGCAGCACUACUGGGCGGUGGCCCGCUUCGUGGGCCUUCUGCUGGAGGCGGUCCCCGAGCUGCUGCUGGACCCCCACUGGACCCCGCUGGGCAUCGGCCUGCGGGCCAAGUAUAUCCUGGAGCUGUGUCAGGCUGACCAACCUGUGGACCCAGAGCAGAUUAGGGCACUCCUGGAUACGGUCGCUAGGCCGCACCCCCCAAGAGCUAGACAGGUGAGCUCACCUCGCCCUCUGCACGGGAGGGAACGAGUCGGAGGAUUUCAUUCAAUACGACUGCGGUACAAGCGCACAACAACAUGGUAUUUAUCAUCAGACGCACAACGCAUCAUCGUUCAAAACAAACACACACAAGACAUAUUUAGUGGAAUGUGUAUCUCUUGAGUGUCAUACAAACUCUCUACACUGACAACCAUCUCCUCCACCAUCACACACGCCUCCUUAGUUUAGCCUGUGGUUCAGCCUUUUAUCUGUUUAACAUACUGUGCAUAUACCUCCUGGGGUUUGCGUUUUAAGAUCUUAAUUGAUAAUCAGGUGGAACUCAUUUGAUGACCUGAUUGUUGUUGUAGGAAGAGGAGGAGGAGGAGGAGGAGGGGCCUGUGGAGGCUAACUUUGUGGAGCUGGUCCACACGAUGCUCAAAGACCCGGAGGUUAAACAGCACUUUUUCAGGGAGGUGUUCCCAGUGGCGUACGGUCCGGACUACGACCAGGACCUCCUCACCCUGUUUGAAGAGCUCCUCUACCGACUGGCCCAGUUGCUCCCGGUCCCUGACCUCGGACAGACGGUGUCGUGGCUGGGCAGCAGCAGCAGCUCUCUCCUGGACGACUGCUCCGUCUCCUCCACCCACCUGAGAGGUUUACUGCAGCACCACCGACAGCUGGGUCACCUGGAGGAGCACGUUCCUCCCUCCUCUAUGGGCAACUGCAUCCUGUCCUCCCUGGCCGGCCCGCCCCCAGCCAGGCCCCACAGCCAAUCAGCUUCACCGCAGCGCCUCGGGGACCAUGGCCCAUUCGCCGACGGAGCGGCCGAGGUCGUCAUGGUGACGGACUACGCCGAGGUGGAGCUCGGCACCACUGGCCACCCGCCGGAAGAGUGCGUGGAGGAGGUCGUCACGGAGACGGAGGUCGAGACGGAGGUCGUCACGGAGACGGAGGAGGAGGGGGCUCCGACGGAGGAAGACCCCGCCUUCCCCGACGAGAUGAAACAGGAACAGGAAGAGGCGGCGGCGGCGUCCCCGGCCCGCCCCCACGUCUGCCCCGACUGCCCGAAGCGGUUCCGCUUCGCCUCGUCGCUCACCGCCCACCGGGUGGUGCACACCCGGGAGCGCCCCCACCGCUGCCCCGCCUGCGGCCGCUGCUUCUCCUUCCGCCAGUCGCUGGACCGCCACAGGCACACGCACGAGACGGCCCCCGGGACGGCCACGCCCCAAAGCGAACACGAGACGGCCCCCGGGACGGCCACGCCCCAAAGCGAACACGAGACGGCCCCCGGGACGGCCACGCCCCAAAGCGAACACGAGACGACCGCGGCCCUGAGCGAGCACGAGACGGCCACGUCCCAGACGGUCACGCCCCAGACGGCCACGCCCCAAAGCGAGCCACAGGCGGCCACACCCCAGACGGUGCCUGGCAGCGGCGGCCGGGACGCCCGCUCGCUCCGCGACAGGAAGUUGAGCUGUGAGCCGGCGCCGGCGGACCCUGAGAGUUCCGGCGGGGAGCCGCCGCCCCCCCGGGUGAAGCAGGAGGCGGGGGCGGACGGAGACGACGACGACGGCGGCGGUGGUGAGCGGGUGGGGUCGGGGGCCGGGCGGGUGGAGGCCCUGGCUCCGGCGCUGGUGGAGCGGGUGGUGUCCCUGGUGGCGGUGCGGAGCAGCGGCCGCAAGAGGAAGCCCACCAUGAAGGUCCAGGUCAUCAACCUGCAGAGGAGCCUGGGGAGGGGCGGGGCCAGCCUGGGGGCGGAGCCUAAGAAGCGGAAGCAGGGCGGGGCAGCUGCGCCCUUCUUCAGCUCGGAGCACUCGUACGGUUCCGCUGAGGGCCUCCCGGGUUCCGUGGCGGCCGAGGGUGAAGACGGUGCGGAGGGCGGCUCCUCUCAGGUCCUCGGCGGCCCAGCCGCAGACCCGGUCCUCCAGGCUCCUCUUCCCGGCGUUCCCGGUUGUCAGGACGACGCGGACGACGGCCCCGCCGCCGACCUGCGGGAUGGCCGCUUUGGCUGCCCCGACUGCGCCAAGAGCUUCCGCUUCCGCUCGCUGCUGGCGUCGCACCGCCGCGUCCACACGGGCGAGCAGCCCUUCCUCUGCCCGGCGUGCGGCCGCCGCUUCUCCUUCAAGCAGUCGCUGGAGCGCCACCGCCGCACGCACGGACCCGGGCCGCCCGCCUCCCCCGCCGAGCUGCGGGACCCCGGGGGGGGCCGCCCGGACGCCGGGGGCGGGGCCUUCCUCUGCUCCCGCUGCGGGCGCUCCUUCAGCGCCAAGUCGGCGCUGCUCCGGCACGCCAGGACGCACGGCGAGGAGACGCCGACGGGGCCCUCCGGCGUGGCCCCGCCCCCCGGGGAGCAGCAGGAGGCGCUCCACACCUGCGACUGCGGCAAGUCGUUCCCGUACCGCGCGGCGCUCACGGCCCACCAGCGCGUGCACCGCGAGGAGCGGCCGCACGCCUGCGCCCACUGCCCCAAGCGCUUCCUGUACCGCGGCGGGCUGACGAGCCACGCCAAGACGCACUGCGACGACAAGCCCUUCGCCUGCUCCUUCUGCGGCAAGAGCUUCAAGCGCGAGCGCAACAUGAAGAAGCACGAGCGCUGCCACACGCGGGACGGCGUGUUCCGCUGCUCGCAGUGCGACAAGAGCUUCGUGUACAAGGCCACGCUGACGCGCCACGAGCUGACGCACUCGGGCGAGCGCCCCUUCCUCUGCUGCGACUGCGGCAAGGGCUUCUACUCGCACGCCGAGUUGCUGAAACACGAGCGCUUCCACACGGGCCACAAGCCCUUCCAGUGCCCCUUCUGCGGCAAGCGCUUCACGCAGUCCUGCUACCUGACCAUCCACGUGCGCUACCACACGGGGGCGCGGCCGUACGCGUGCCCCGACUGCGACAAGAGCUUCAUGAGCGCCAACCGGCUGAAGAGGCACCAGCGCACGCACACCGGAGAGAAGCCCUACCUGUGCCCCGAGUGUGGACGGGGCUUCAGGCAGUCCUACCACCUCAAGGUGCACCUGAGGACGCACGCCUACGCCUAGGACACGCCCCCUCCCCUGAGGACCCAUGUCUAGGGUACACCCCCGCCAGCACCCCUAGGGUUCACCGCCUACACCUAGGCCACGCCCCCCACUCGCAACCGUGGGGGUCAGAGGUCAUCAAGCUAACACUGAAGAAUGAGUUUCUAUUAAACAUGAUUCACUACGUC